CCUCCCGUAGCCGCACGCCAUGCAAAACCUGCUUCUCCCCAAUGCCGCCGCCGCCGCGCCCUGGUGCGCGCAGCCGCGGCGGCGGCCGUCCCGCCUCUCCGUGCGCGCCUCGGCGUCGUCACCGUCGGCGCCUCGGCGGGAGACCGACCCGAGGAAGCGGGUGGUGAUCACGGGGAUGGGCCUGGUGUCGGUGUUCGGGAACGACGUGGACGCGUACUACUCCCGGCUCCUCGCCGGGGAGAGCGGCGUCGGCGCCAUCGACCGCUUCGACGCCUCCGGGUUCCCCACCCGCUUCGCCGCCCAGAUCCGCGGCUUCUCCUCCGAGGGCUACGUCGACGGCAAGCUCGACCGCCGCCUCGACGACUGCCACCGCUACGCCCUCGUCGCCUCCAAGAAGGCCCUCGAGUCCGCCUGCCUCGUCGCCGGGUCCAGCGCCAUGGAGAAGGUCGACAAAGAACGUGCCGGCGUCAUCGCGGGGUCCGGCAUGGGCGGCAUCACGGCCUUCUCCGACGGCGUCGAGAACCUCGUGACCAAGGGGUACAGGAAGAUAUCUCCCUUCUGCAUCCCGCACGCCAUCACCAACACCAGCUCCGCCAUGAUCGCCAUGGACGCGGCCGUCGGCUUCCGGGGCCCCAACUACUCGAUCUCCACCGCAUGUGCCACCUCCAACCACUGCUUCCACAGCGCCGCUGACCAGAUCCGGUUGGGCCGAGCCGACGUCAUGGUCGCCGGUGGCACCGAAGCCGCCAUCAUUCCAAUAGGGCUCGGCGGGUUCGUGGCGUGCAGGGCGCUGUCGCAGAGGAACGACGACCCCGGCACGGCGUCGAGGCCGUGGGACAAGGACCGCGAUGGCUUUGUCAUGGGCGAAGGAGCCGGACUACUGGUCAUGGAAAGCCUCGAGCAUGCAAUGAGACGCGACGCUCCGAUUCUGGCGGAGUACUUGGGAGGCGCCGUAAACAGCGACGCUUACCACAUGACUAAUCCGAGACCAGAUGGCUGCGGCGUGUCGGUGUGCAUCAGACAGAGCCUUGAAGACGCAGGCGUCACACCAGAGGAGGUCAAUUACAUAAAUGCUCAUGCAACCACAACCCCCGGCGGAGAUCUUGCAGAGGUGAAUGCUUUGAAGCAAGUUUUCAAGGACCCAUCUCGGAUUAAACUGAACGCAACCAAGUCAAUGAUAGGGCAUUCCCUAGGCGCAGCAGGCGGUUUGGAGGCCAUCGCUACCAUCAAAGCCAUAACCACCGGAUGGGUGCAUCCUACUAUAAACCAAUUUAACCCAGAGUCGGCAGUUGAUCAAUUUGACACGGUGCGGAGUGUGAAGCAACAACACGAAGUACACGUUGGUAUCUCCAAUUCAUUUGGAUUCGGAGGACAAAAUUCAGUGGUGGUAUUUGCACCAUUUAAGCCAUGACGUGUGUUCUAUUUAUAGUAUUGUGUAUGUGAUUAGAGCAGGUGGUCAUAUAUAUAUUUUUAGCGCACAUGGAAGGUGGCAUAGUCUUCAGAUAGACUCUUCACCGCCCACUUCGCCUUAAGCAUAUAUAGGUUUAAUCUCGUAUGACUUUGUGUGCGAGCGUUGUGUUUUAACUGUGUACAUCCUAAUUAUGCAGAGACUAGGCGUAUGCUCUUUAUGUUUGUAAUUGUCGCAUACAACAUUUUUUAAGUUAAUAAAAGUGACCUUUAUUGAAAAA
This is a messenger RNA of Aegilops tauschii subsp. strangulata, 1688 nucleotides long. Its product is annotated as 3-oxoacyl-[acyl-carrier-protein] synthase I, chloroplastic. Gene Ontology annotation, molecular function: 3-oxoacyl-[acyl-carrier-protein] synthase activity. NCBI's taxonomy places the organism in Eukaryota, Viridiplantae, Streptophyta, Magnoliopsida, Poales, Poaceae. Gene Ontology annotation, biological process: fatty acid biosynthetic process. The record is from RefSeq and is a predicted model, not a curated record. Gene Ontology annotation, cellular component: mitochondrion.